UGCAGGUAUUCUCGUCCGUCGUUGGGCGUUCUGAUGGGUACUGAGGUGGAAACUAACCCAUUUCGACCGGGUGGGGAGUUGUCACUGGAGGCCGAUAGCAUCCUCAAAAAUUCAACGAUCCUCCGGGAUACGGUCAUUAUUAACGACCCUUCUCUUCGUCGUGCUGCUAAUGGUUCCGCACUGGGCAACGAGACCCCCCAACAUCCGAUUAAAACGUCCUCCCACGGAGAUUCCUUGCACGCCUUUCCCCCACGGCAUACGUCCAAUGGUCCUACACCCACUGACCCUUCAUCGCUAAACGAACCAAUCACCUGUGAGGUCGUUGUCGGUCACGUUUCAUCCGUGCCUGCUCCGGGUUCCGGCGAGCAGCAAAAAAUUGAACACGUCAUUAUUAACGACCCUUCUCUUCGUCGUGCUGCUAAUGGUUCCGCACUGGGCAACGAGACCCCCCAACAUCCGAUUAAAACGUCCUCCCACGGAGAUUCCUUGCACGCCUUUCCCCCACGGCAUACGUCCAAUGGUCCUACACCCACUGACCCUUCAUCGCUAAACGAACCAAUCACCUGUGAGGUCGUUGUCGGUCACGUUUCAUCCGUGCCUGCUCCGGGUUCCGGCGAGCAGCAAAAAAUUGAACACGUGCGGAUCCAAAACACUGCAAAACCUACGAAGUGCUGCGUCUUGCAACUUCCACCGGUGGCUGAUUUUGAAGAGCUCUACCUGUUUUCCGACUCUGUUGGCGUCUCUGUUGCAGCAAUGGGUCUGCUGGGACGGACAGAUGAAGCAGUGGCUUUUGUUUCUGGUCCUUGA
Messenger RNA from Opisthorchis viverrini, 807 nucleotides. RefSeq lists its product as hypothetical. The coding region runs from base 34 to 807 and encodes 257 amino acids. The record is from RefSeq and is a predicted model, not a curated record. The transcript is spliced from 4 exons. NCBI's taxonomy places the organism in Eukaryota, Metazoa, Platyhelminthes, Trematoda, Opisthorchiida, Opisthorchiidae.